Drosophila innubila is the source of this 863-nucleotide messenger RNA. RefSeq names its product replication stress response regulator SDE2. The record is from RefSeq and is a predicted model, not a curated record. NCBI's taxonomy places the organism in Eukaryota, Metazoa, Arthropoda, Insecta, Diptera, Drosophilidae. The transcript is spliced from 2 exons. Gene Ontology annotation, cellular component: nucleus. The coding region runs from base 29 to 805 and encodes 258 amino acids.
CUCUUUCUAACGCACACUAAAAGGGCUGAUGAAGCAGCACAAAAAGAAAUUGCCGAGAAGUACAACAGAAGAAAAAGAAAAAACUGAAAUGGUGAUUAAUAUUUUUAUAAACAAUAAACAGUUAAUUACUGUCAAUACUAAUGGCAUUAAAUAUGACAACAUUUGCGACUGUAUCAAAGAGGCAACACAUUUACAACCCGAAGAUUACUACCUCAUAAGCAAUGGCAAACGUUUAAAUGAAAAUGAUAGUAAUGACAAUAAUGAGACUGCAAGUGUCCACUGCAUAUUGCGCCAGGUGGGUGGCAAGGGCGGAUUUGGGUCAAUGCUGCGAGCGAUUGGCGCCCAAAUCGAAAAGACCACAAAUAGAGAAGCAUGUCGCGAUUUGAGCGGACGUCGCCUACGAGAUAUCAAUGAAGAGAAGCGCGUCAAAGCAUGGUUGGAGAAGCAAGGAGAACGCGAACGUGAGGCAGAGGAGCGCAAGAAACGCAAAAUUGAGAAGCUUCUUGCGGUGCCCAAACACGAAUUCAAGGACGAAGAGUACGAGAAAGCAAGGGCCAAGUUGACGGAUAAAGUGAACGAUGCCUUCGAGGUGGGAAUGAAACAGACAGUGGACGAUGGGGACAAACCCUCCACUAGUGUAUCCACCACGACUGCUGUUAAACGAAAACUCACCACCAACGACAAGACAAAGGAUAACAAAAAGAAGAAGAGCGCGCUCUGGAUUGAUGAUGAUCUGUCUGGUAGCGAUUUGGAUUCUGAUGACAGCGAGGUGGAAACUGACAAGAAAGCGGCAAUUAAAUGUUAAAAGAUUUAUUUUUAAUUAAGCACUAAUCCAUAUACAUAAAUAAAAUUAUGACAAUUAA